This is a messenger RNA of Ambispora gerdemannii, 1350 nucleotides long. The record is from the annotation of a GenBank genome assembly. NCBI's taxonomy places the organism in Eukaryota, Fungi, Glomeromycota, Glomeromycetes, Archaeosporales, Ambisporaceae.
AUGACGAAAAUGCACAAAAUAAUCAAAUCGACAACGUCGAUAAUAUUACUUCUCUCCACGCUCUUUACCACAUCCAAUACACUACCGAUACCAUUACAAAAACGCGGUCAAUUCAGCGGCGAUGCAACUUUUUAUAAUCCCGGUUUAGGCGCAUGCGGCAUAACGAGCACCGACGCUGACAUGAUUGCGGCGUUAAAUGCUCCACAAUGGGGGAAUCCCGCAAAUCCAAACGCGAGCCCUUUCUGUGGAAAAAUGGCGACUAUCACAGGGCCUCUUGGUACAGUCACAGUCAAGAUCGUUGAUAAAUGUCCAGUUUGUAAAUUUGGUAGCAUGGAUCUUGCACCGGCCGCUUUUAAUAAAAUCGGAAAUCCUAACGAUGGGAGAACAACUCCGCCUUCACCAAGUAGCUCGUCGUCACCAUCAAAACCUUCAUCUUCAUCGAAUAGCCCAUCCUCAAAUAGUAACAGUAGUAGUGAUGAUACUAGUAGCUCUAAACCUACAUCCACAGCUAAUCCGCCGCCUAAUAUCGCAGAUAUCAGCAGAUCAUUUUACGAUGGAAAAGUCGCACCACAUUUGCCAUCAACAACAACGCCAUCAAACCCUCUGAAAAACUCUGUUACUAAACAACCAUCGAUUGCUCAAUGGGAUACAAAAUAUCAACGACACUACUUUGUUGAACCUAGUAAAGGAAUCACAACAUGGGAGGAUCCAAGAGGCCCAUUACCUUCUCAGUCUCACACAACAGCUCAUUCGGCCACAAAUAAUCAUCAAGCCACAAACCAGUCUCAUUCUCCAUAUGUCGCACCUCAACAGCAUCAACAACAACAGCAUCAACAGCAUCAACAACAGCAGCAUCAACAGCAUCAACAACAACAGCAUCAACAACAACAUCAUCAACAACAUCAACAACAACAACAUCAACAACAUCAACAACAUCAACAACAACAACAUCAACAACAGCUACAGCUACAACAACAGCAACAAUAUUAUUCUCAACAGCAAUAUCAGCAGCAAUAUCAGACACAACCAAAGCUACAGCAACAACUACAUCAACAACCACAACAACAACUACAUCAACAACCACAGCAACAACUACAUCAACAACCACAACAACAACCACAAAACCCACAAAAACCCACAAACAAUGCUGGAGGAAUUUCUUUGGGAAAAGCAGCAAUGUUUGGCGGCGGUGCUGCAGUUCUUGGUGCUGCUGCAUUGAGUGCUGCAAACCCAAAUGAUAGUAGCGAUGAUUCUGGUUCUAGUGGCCUCUUUGGUGGACUUAUGCAUGUUCCAAAUAUGGUUGGAAAAUUACUGUUGAAUGAUGAAAGUAGUAAUGAUAAUAAUCAAUAG